AUGACAAUUUUGAAGAUGAUUAAGGCAUAUAUAGCUGACGAACAAGAUGAAUGGGAUUUAUAUCUCGGUUGUCUCGCAGGCGCAUACAGAUGUACACCAUGCAAAUCUACCAAACUGACGCCUAACCUACUAAGUUUAGGCCGAGAAAUUAAGCUUCCAGCGGAUCUGUUAUUUGGUUAUGCUGUAAACUCUACAGAUGUGCCAUCAUACUGUGAGUAUGUGAAAGAAAUCCGAGCCAAAGUGAUGCAUGCUUACAAGAUUGCAAGGCAAUAUCUCCUGUCAAAUGCGAGGCGGAGUAAAAUCCUCUAUGAUACAAACAUUUCAUACCACAACUACAAUGCUGGGGAUGUCAUAUGGUACCUCCAUGAGUCAAGAAAAGUAGGAGUUACGCCAAAGCUGAAAAAGAAAUUUGAUGGACCUUUCGUAGUUAAAGAAAAAAUGUCAAAUGUGAAUUUUGUGAUACAGAUGAACAGAGAAGGCCAAGAGAAACUGGUACAUCAUGACAAGUUGAAACCGUAUUUUGGUACAAAUAUCCCUAGAUGGAUUCAGAAGAUCAGCAAGAACAUCAAGAAGCAGCAGUCUCAGAAGUCAGUAAAGUAA
Molecule: messenger RNA, 600 nt
Organism: Mercenaria mercenaria
Lineage: Eukaryota; Metazoa; Mollusca; Bivalvia; Venerida; Veneridae
Exons: 1
Coding region: 1-600 (199 amino acids)
Molecular function (GO): nucleic acid binding
Source: RefSeq, a predicted model, not a curated record